Pseudocercospora fijiensis CIRAD86 is the source of this 1608-nucleotide messenger RNA. RefSeq lists its product as uncharacterized. Bases 1 to 1608 code for a protein of 535 amino acids. Gene Ontology annotation, biological process: intra-Golgi vesicle-mediated transport; endoplasmic reticulum to Golgi vesicle-mediated transport; endocytosis. Gene Ontology annotation, molecular function: protein binding; GTPase activator activity. The transcript is spliced from 2 exons. NCBI's taxonomy places the organism in Eukaryota, Fungi, Ascomycota, Dothideomycetes, Mycosphaerellales, Mycosphaerellaceae. Gene Ontology annotation, cellular component: Golgi apparatus. The record is from RefSeq and is a predicted model, not a curated record.
AUGCGCUGUGCCGCGCUGCACCGGAAGCUAGGCACACAUGUCUCCAAGGUGAAAUCGCUGUCAAUGGACAGCUGGAGCGCGGAGCAGGUCGACAACAUGAAGACGGUGGGAAAUGUGGCGAGCAACAAGAUCUACAACCCGCAGAAUGUCAAGCCCGAGAUUCCGAUCGAUGUUGACGAGGUCGACUCUGCCAUUGAGCGAUACAUACGCCAGAAAUACGAACAGCGGACAUUGAGCUCAGGCCGAGGUGCCCCGAGGCAAACCAUACAGAAUACAGGCAGCACGGGCACUGGAACUGGCUCAUGGAGCGAGGAAGGACCAGAUCUACCUCCGAAGCCGACGAAACGAUUUGGCUUCACUCUGCGAUCAUCCAGCGCUGCCCUAUCGAAACGUCAGGAAAGGAUCACACCUCCGCUGUCUCCCGCCUACAGCGGUAGCGAGCGAUCUCACGAGCUGCCGAGUCCCAAGGGCAUCAACAAACCCAGCCGCUUAUUUGGCAUGAAGAUCACCACAGUAGAUAAUAAUUUCAACCAAAAAUUGGCCUACUUGCGAGACAUGGGGUUCAACGACAAUUCUAAAAACACUGAAGUGCUCAAGGGCACAGGUGGGAAUGUUGAGAAGGCAGUCGAGACUCUGGUGAGAUUAGGAGAAGGAACCAGGCCCAUUUCGCGAUCCGCCACACCGGCUCCGAGAGCACUGACCCCCGUGUCCAUGGGAAGCUUUGGUACCAACGGAAUAUCGAUAGAGAAGAAAAAGGACAGCAAUCCGUGGGAGAUCCGAGAUUCUGCACCUCCGCCAAUCCCUGCUCGCGCGGCAUCUGUUCCACCGCAGUCUACUGCUUCUGCGUCCUGGAACCCAUUCUUGCAGUCUCCAGCGCAGCCACAGCAGACUCAGGCGCAGACGACGCUUGAGAAUAGCUUCCAAAAUUUGCAACAGACCGACUUCUUCUCGCAGCCGCAGCAAGCUCAGCAACCUGCUCAGGAGCAAUUCCUUUCCGGCCAGCCCUCGAACCCAUGGGGCCCUCAGCAACCUCAGCAGGGCGAUGCUCAGAACCCUUGGCAGCAGCCUCAGCAACAGCAGCAGACUGUGCAACAGAAUCCGUGGGCUCAAGCGGUGCAGCAACCUCAACAGACUGCAGCACCGAAUCCCUGGCAGCAGCAAGCGACCCAGCAAUUCCAGCCUCAGCAAUCCCAGAGUGGCGCACCGAAUCCAUGGGAUCAGCAAGUGCAGCAGCACCCGCAGCUCUUGCCCCAUCAGCAACAACCAGGAUACGUUAACUUUGGGCAAAGCUACGGCCAACAAGGCUCAGGCAUUAAGCACGACAAAUCUUCAAUAUUAUCUUUGUAUAAUUAUCCACAAAUGGCGCCGCAAAGACCUCUCCAAACACUGCCGGAGGACGGCACACUACAGCAGCAGCAGCCGCCACAGCUAGAGCAGAUGCCCCAACGGAGCGCGACCAUGCCUGUAUCGAUGAUGUCGGGCAACACGAACCCUUUCGGACAACCGAGCCAUGUGAGCAAGGAAAGCGUGGAUUUUCAAGGCUUUGCGGGAAACGGAAGGCAUAGUCCAGACGCAUUUUCUGGGUUGAGCGCUCGCUACAUGCGAUGA